Messenger RNA from Cinara cedri, 339 nucleotides. NCBI's taxonomy places the organism in Eukaryota, Metazoa, Arthropoda, Insecta, Hemiptera, Aphididae. The record is from the annotation of a GenBank genome assembly.
AUGUUCGGGAAACCGGGGUGGCCAAACGGCCAAAGCCCGAAAAACGCGUACAGACAUCCGUCGCCGGUCGAUGACGCGUUAUCUUCGGACGGCGAACGGGCCGAGGGAAAAACCGAAACCCCCGGUGGCGGACGGCUUUCGGGAGAAUCGCCUCUUCUCCCGGGACGCCGGCCCGUGACACCGCCGGCCGUACGCAGAGAUUACCGGCGGACGACGGCGCGGGCCCGCGUCCGUCAGGUGCCGUCGACCGACGGCGCGUACAGUAGGCACCGUUCGCCGCAGCCGUACACUAAACGGCGCCCGCCCGCCCGUCCCGUAACAAAUGCACCGAGACCGUAG